GAAUUAAGAUGUAAGUACGAAUAUGAUACAAUUUUAAAGUGGUUAUUUUUUAAAAGUGGUAUUUUUUGAUGAAGAGAGUUUUGGGAAGGCGUGUAAAGUUUGGAUUUGAAAACUAUUUUAAAAUAACGUAACCGAGGCGUAUGCACGCUGUGAUGUUUCCUCUAAUAUGCAGUGGGGCAGCCUCUACAUCGUGUGUUUAGCACUGUGCUGCCUGCAAACAACGUCUGAACCACUACGCUACCCCGAGGACCAAACGCAUGGCCGGUUCCGACGCGACGAAAAGGACGGUCUUGCGCUCUCCAGAGAAAUAUUCAGGAACAUCACGAAGCAGCUCCGGGAGAACAUCAAGCGGGAAGGACCGACGGAUAGGAGUGACCAUCUUUUACACAGUAAACUAGAAGACUCCCGCCACUAUGGGCAAUAUCAGGGUUACCAUCACCACGAGCACCACUGGGGGCCCUACUUCGAGGGCGAUGUGGGGGAUCCGGAGGGCACGAUGCAAGUGACGGCCCAUGUGGGGGCCGAGGCCCUGCUAAACUGUAGGGUUGGGAUGCUGAAGGAUAAAACAGUGAUGUGGUUGCGGCGGACGACAGAUUCAGCUCAAUUGCUCACGGUUGGGAGAUCCCCGUACGCGGGCGAUAAUCGGAUAGCUGUCAAGUUCCAGUACCCCAAUAAUUGGAGGCUCAGCAUGAACCCUGUCAAGAGGGCUGAUGCGGGCCUGUAUAUGUGCCAAAUAUCGACGCAUCCUCCGAAAGCAAUAUUAGCUAAUUUAACUGUUUUGCCUCCAGUUUUAACCAUAAACGGAGACCAGACCCAUGAACUGAAGGAUAGAUUUUACAAAGCGGGCAGCUCUAUAAAAUUGUCCUGCGUCAUAUCAGAUGAAUACGUAGCCUCGCUGACCACAAAAGUCCCCCUCACUACAGCAGUUCCCACAACUACAACUCCUUUAACCACAACUACAGAAAUGACUACAAAAAUGAGCACAAUUUUUAAUAGAAUAGAUCUAAUGAUGAAUAAAAGUUGGAGUGUCGAGACUACGACGAUUACUUCGACAGUUAGUGUUAGUACAACUACUAAAAAUAUGGCGGAAUUGAAGACAACGGUGACGCCUGUGAUAACUUCGACUGUUCCGACGGUGGUGAACAACAUCUACGGAAUGGUUUGGAAGAAGCAGGGGAAAGAAUUCAAUGAGAAUGUAUCGUGGCGGAAUAUGAGUGCCACGAUCAGCGUAGCGUCGGCUUCGCAGAACGACAGUGGAACAUACACGUGCCACUUACAGAACCAUUCGCAAGUUAUAAUCAACGUUCAUGUUUUGAUCGGUGAAAACCAAGCAGCCGUUCACCAUGACACCUGGAACAAGGGGACCUUAUUUUGGCAAAGCCUUUCUCUAAUCUACCUUUCAAUGUUACUAAUAUUUGCUACUUGAAAUAGUGGUUACUAAGACAAUGUAAAGACUUUGUUUAUUGAAAAUCGUACACUAUUGGUGAUCAUCAUCAUCCUCCUUGCGUUAUCCCGGCAUUUGCCACGGCUCAUGGGAGCCUGGGGUCCGCUCUCGACAACUAAUUCCAAGAUUUGGCGUAGGCACUAGUUUUACGAAAUCGA
This is a messenger RNA of Leguminivora glycinivorella, 1602 nucleotides long. RefSeq lists its product as uncharacterized. Lineage: Eukaryota; Metazoa; Arthropoda; Insecta; Lepidoptera; Tortricidae. The transcript is spliced from 8 exons. The coding region runs from base 167 to 1426 and encodes 419 amino acids. Gene Ontology annotation, cellular component: neuron projection membrane. Gene Ontology annotation, biological process: synapse organization. The record is from RefSeq and is a predicted model, not a curated record.